Molecule: messenger RNA, 372 nt
Organism: Knipowitschia caucasica
Lineage: Eukaryota; Metazoa; Chordata; Actinopteri; Gobiiformes; Gobiidae
Source: the annotation of a GenBank genome assembly
AUGGUUGGGUUGAUGGUUGGUUUGGUGGUUGGGUUGAUGGUUGGUUUGGUGGUUGGGUUGAUGGUUGGUUUGGUGGUUGGGUUGAUGGUUGGUUUGGUGGUUGGGUUGAUGGUUGGGUUGAUGGUUGAUGGUUGGUUUGGUGGUUGGGUUGAUGGUUGGGUUGAUGGUUGGUUUGGUGGUUGGGUUGAUGGUUGGUUGGUUGGUUUGGUGGUUGGGUUAAUGGUUGGUUUGGUGGUUGGGUUGAUGGUUGGUUUGGUGGUUGGGUUGAUGGUUGGUUGGGUUGAUGGUUGGGUUGAUGGUUGGUUUGGUGGUUGGGUUGAUGGUUGGGUUGAUGGUUGGUUUGGUGGUUGGGUUGAUGGUUGGUUAGGUUGA